AUGUCGGAACUUGCACACAACAAUCGUUCAGAGCAAGUCUUAGAUGGGUCGACACCAUAUGACUCCGAAUCCACUAUCAGUCGCGGCGACUUGCAGGAAAAGCCAUCCAACCUAGACAAUGAGGACCCCGAAGCGCUGACUCGGCUCGAGACAGCCCAGUCGGCCGUCAAGCCCCCGUCAGAACUAUGGAAAGAAAUCAUCUUCAUUGCGGUGGUCUGCAUGGCUCAAUUCAUGACACAAGCCGGCCUAUGCAUGUCCAUUGCCCCAGCUCACAUCAUUGGCGCCAGCUUUGGCACCACCAAUGCAGGACAGCUCAGUUGGUUCGCCGCAGCUUACAGCUUGACUGUCGGAACCUUCAUUCUGGUCGCGGGUCGGCUCGGAGACGUCUACGGGCAUCGACUCAUGUUCAUCAUCGGAUUCUUCUGGUUCGGUCUUUGGUCACUCCUGGCCGGAUUCAGCGUGUGGUCGAACAAGGUCUUCUUCGACUGCUGUCGAGCUCUGCAAGGAAUUGGUCCCGCCAUGUUACUCCCGAACGCCAUCGCUAUUCUCGGACGUGCCUAUCCUCCCGGCUUGCGCAAGGAGAUGAUCUUUAGCUGCUUCGGAGCCACAGCACCGGGCGGGUUCAUCGUUGGGGGUGUCUUCUCUUCCCUCUUUGCUCAGCUUGUCUGGUGGCCGUGGGCAUACUGGGUCAUGGGGAUGGUGUGCUUUGUACUGGCCGCUCUCGGUAUCCUCGUCAUUCCCGUUACCCAUCGUCCGAAGUUUACAGACAACAUGACAGCUUGGUUGCGACUGGAUAUUCUCGGUGCUAUCACCGGUAUCUCGGCUCUAGUCCUGAUUAACUUUGCCUGGAAUCAGGCUGCACUCGUGGGAUGGCAGACACCCUACACCUAUGCCCUCCUUAUUGUCGGAUUUGUCUUCUUCGGCGUCUUCGUUUUCGUUGAACGCUCGGCCCCGUGCCCCUUGAUCCCCUUCGGAAUUAUCGUCUACUACUUCUUCCAGUACAUGGAGGUCAUCAAGGGUGACUCGCCACUACUUGCGACCGCUAAAUGGUCCGCCGCCGCGCCGUCUGGGGCCGUUGCUGCGCUGGUCACCGGUUUCCUGCUGGGAAAGCUACCACCUAGUGUGAUCAUGUUCUUCGCCAUGUGCUUCUUCACUGCUGGACAAGCCAUCUUCGCCACUGUCCCUGUGCAUCAGACGUACUGGGCGCAGGCGUUUGUCGCUAGUCUGAUCACGUCCUGGGGAAUGGAUAUGUCCUUCCCAUCAGGAACACUCAUCCUGAGCAAUUCGAUGCACCAUCACCACCAGGGUCUAGCGGCAUCGCUGGUCACGACAACAGUCAAUUAUUCCAUCUCACUGGGACUGGGAUUUGCCGGUACUGUGGAGUCGAACGUUAACGAUGGCGGAAAGAACCCCCUGAAGGGAUACCGCGGAGCACUUUAUCUCGGCAUAGGACUUGCUGGGUUAGGGAUGGUGACGUCUAUCUGCUUCAUGUCGGUUAGCUGGAGACGUCAUCGUCUCGGAAAGGAGUCGACGUGAUGUGGUAAUGUUUAAUGGUCAUAAUAGAUGGCGUGGCGGGCGAGACUGCUCGCUGUGAGCGUGACUUGUCUGUGUUUAUUUUCGAAAAGUGUGCUUUGAAGUCUUAUACCCUACAUAGAAUAGAUGCUAUCUUCUCC
Messenger RNA from Aspergillus vadensis CBS 113365, 1673 nucleotides. RefSeq names its product MFS transporter. Gene Ontology annotation, cellular component: membrane. Bases 1 to 1536 code for a protein of 511 amino acids. Gene Ontology annotation, molecular function: transmembrane transporter activity. The transcript has 3 exons. Gene Ontology annotation, biological process: transmembrane transport. The record is from RefSeq and is a predicted model, not a curated record. NCBI's taxonomy places the organism in Eukaryota, Fungi, Ascomycota, Eurotiomycetes, Eurotiales, Aspergillaceae.